AACGUAAGUAAUUCAUUUAAUAAUGCUCAGUUCGAGCUUGGGCGGUUGAUUUCAAUCAGAAAUGGCGGUAGUGCCUCUGUUCGUCACGGUGACGAAGCUCGCUGGGCUACUAGUGACACUCACAGUCGCCGCAAAUGCCUACUCUUAUUCGCGCUUUUGGAACAAGAAUCUCCGCCCGUUCCAGUCUCCGAUCGACGAUUCCGACGGCGAGGACGACGACACUCUCGCCGACUUCAAUCUCCACGAAGGGGGAGAUGAAUUUUUCUUCGGGUUGGCAACAGCUCCAGCCCAUGUUGAGGACAGGCUAGAUGAUGCUUGGCUCCAGUUUGCAAAAGAAAAUCCUUCUGACCAAUCAGAGUCACAGGGGAACCUGCAAACAGCAGAUGCUAUAAUGGGUUCUGCUACUGGUGAUGGAGGAUCUCAGCCAGUUUCCUUACCAGGAAAAGCUGGGAAAACGGAUAAGAAAAGGAAGCCUCUUAAGAUAGCUAUGGAAGCCAUGAUUAGAGGGUAUGAGAAGUAUAUUGAAGGAGAUGGAGGAGAAGAAGUAGAAACACCUGUCCCAAACGAAGAAUCCCAUCAUAAUGUAGCUGCAUGGCACAACGUUGUGCACCCAGAAGAGAGGCUAAGGUUUUGGUCUGAUCCUGAUACAGAACUAAAAUUGGCUAAAGAUACUGGAAUCAGUGUCUUCCGAAUGGGAAUAGAUUGGUCACGAAUCAUGCCAGAAGAACCACUCAAUGGGCUAAAAGAAACUGUCAAUUAUGCAGCGUUGGAGCGAUAUAAGUGGAUAAUCAGCAGGGUCCAUUCAUAUGGAAUGAAGGUGAUGUUAACUCUGUUCCAUCACUCAUUACCACCAUGGGCUGGAGAGUAUGGAGGUUGGAAAAUGGAAAAAACAGUUGAUUAUUUCAUGGACUUUACAAAGCUUGUUGUUGACAGUGUCUCAGAUAUGAUAGACUAUUGGGUAACAUUUAAUGAGCCUCACGUCUUCAGUAUGCUUACCUAUUGUGCGGGUGCUUGGCCUGGUGGUCAUCCUGACAUGCUGGAGGCGGCCACUUCUGCUUUACCAACUGGUGUUUUCCAACAGGCUAUGCAUUGGAUGGCCAUUGCACACUCAAAGGCCUAUGAAUAUAUUCAUGAACAAAGGUCUUCAUCAAAACCAGUAGUUGGUGUGGCACACCAUGUCUCAUUUAUGCGGCCAUAUGGUCUCUUCGAUGUUGCUGCUGUUUCACUGGCGAACUCUCUGACUAUGUACUCAUAUGUGGAUAGUGUUUCUGACAAGCUCGAUUUUAUAGGCAUAAACUACUAUGGGCAGGAAGUGGUGUGUGGUGCUGGACUGAAGCUAGUAGAGACUGAUGAGUAUAGUGAAUCUGGACGUGGGGUAUAUCCAGAUGGCUUGUACCGUGUGCUUCUUCAGUUCCAUGAAAAAUAUAAACAUCUUAAUGUACCCUUCAUGAUUACUGAAAAUGGGGUAGCCGAUGAGACAGAUUUGAUCCGACGGCCAUAUCUGCUAGAGCAUUUGCUUUCUGUUUUUGCAGCCAAGACCAAGGGUGUCCGUGUGCUUGGCUACCUGUUUUGGACUAUUUCUGAUAACUGGGAGUGGGCAGAUGGAUAUGGUCCCAAGUUUGGACUUGUAGCAGUUGACCGUGCCAAUAAUCUUGCCCGGAUUCCACGUCCUUCUUACCAUCUAUUUACAAAGGUGGUGACAACAGGUAAAAUUACACGUGAUGACCGGGCACAAGCUUGGAAUGACCUCAAUCAAGCUGCUAAAGCAAAAAGAACACGACCAUUUUAUCGGGAAGUUAAUGAGCAUGGUUUGAUGUAUGCAGGAGGCCUUGAUGAACCGAUACAGCGGCCGUAUACUGACAGAGAUUGGCGAUUUGGACACUACGAGAUGGAAGGUCUCCAGGACCCCUUAAGUCGCUUCUCAAGAUUCAUUCUCCGACCUUUCUCCUUCCUCAAAAGGAAACCUAAAAAGAAGAAAUCAUUGACCGGUGAGGAGAAACUAACAAGCCUUGCCCUGGUGCAAUAAAUUGAGUAUCCUUUGUGAUUAUCCUUGGGUUUGGCAAGUUCAAGUUGUAAUCUCACCAACUUUUCAUAAUUUGGGUCUUGUGUAAUGUCUCAAAUGAAAAGUGGAGGACAUUGAUUACAUUAAACAUUAUUCGUAAAUAAGAGAUUUUGCAGUUCGCCCAA
Molecule: messenger RNA, 2187 nt
Organism: Pyrus x bretschneideri (Chinese white pear)
Lineage: Eukaryota; Viridiplantae; Streptophyta; Magnoliopsida; Rosales; Rosaceae
Product: beta-glucosidase-like SFR2, chloroplastic
Exons: 10
Coding region: 62-2026 (654 amino acids)
Biological process (GO): carbohydrate metabolic process
Molecular function (GO): beta-glucosidase activity
Source: RefSeq, a predicted model, not a curated record